Anopheles nili is the source of this 1242-nucleotide messenger RNA. RefSeq lists its product as uncharacterized. The transcript has 2 exons. Lineage: Eukaryota; Metazoa; Arthropoda; Insecta; Diptera; Culicidae. The coding region runs from base 1 to 1242 and encodes 413 amino acids. Gene Ontology annotation, molecular function: DNA binding. Gene Ontology annotation, cellular component: transcription repressor complex; nucleoplasm. Gene Ontology annotation, biological process: regulation of cell cycle; regulation of transcription by RNA polymerase II; DNA-templated transcription. The record is from RefSeq and is a predicted model, not a curated record.
AUGAGUCCAAGUAAAUUUAAAAAUAUCAACGUGGUUGAACCAAGCGAAGAGCAUGUGCUAGGUACACUCGAUCCGGUAUCAGGAUCUUCUGCCUUGAAUGUCUCAUCAGCAGGUAGUCCUUCCAGAAUUGAAUACUAUAAGAACGAGAACAUAUAUUCCUCUCUGAGCCCUACAUCCCAGCAUUCCGAGCCACCAUUUCUGUAUAAUAUCAAAUUUUACCGCUUCAUGAUUUGCGAAUGGUUUUACAGCUAUAUUGACCAGCCUUUGUUCACAAAGGAAAACAAUAAUUUCGAGUUUCUUGCACUAUUGAAAACCUACUUUCCUUUGCUAUACACUCGUUCACUAAACGGGAUAGAAUGGAAUUAUAUCCGCAAGAGGUUACAGCGAGUCGUACCAGUCCGUCGCACGUCAAGUGCAUUCUUUCUACAAGAAAGAAUCCGUCUUGAGCGUUGUCGAGAGAAGAUGCGUUUUCUGAUGGAAAAUCAAUUAAUCGAUUACUUGGACGAUGACUUACCGGUGGUCAUCCCACGGCCACUAGACGUCGGAAGUCUAGUAAGGGCGACACUCUUCGAACCACAGUACGGCUCGUACGUUGGCACUGUUAUCAGCAUUGAACAACAUGGCAGAUUGUAUCGAGUUCGUUUCACUAUCGAUAGCUUUCAAAAUGAGGUAGAAUUGCCCGACUUUCGGUUGGCUCUCGAGCAGAUACCUUUGCAAACUGAAACAGCCGAGGUUGUUACUGUCCCAGUGAAACACAUCAGACAAAUCGCAUUGCUCCAGCAAACCGUCCACGAGAAAAAUCAGCUGCUCGACGAAAUGGAAAAUAUUCGGCUUAACGCUGUCGGACGCCGCGCAAUGGGCGUUUGCAUGAUGGAGCGAGAUCAGGAGCAGUCCCAAUUGUAUAUCGAGCUUAUCAAAAAGCUUAUCCAGCUAAAUCGAACCCUGCUACAGGUAGUGAAGCUAAUAGCCUUCGACUACCAACAGUUCAUGUUCGAACCGUUGGCCACGGACAGUGAGGAGAACAACUUAAUCGUCGAAAACCAAGUAGAAGAAAUUGCAGAACAACUAUUAGAUGGUUACGUAUUGGUAAAAGAAGCAUCUGCUAACCCCACAGCAAAAUUACUAUGGAGUACAACUAUGCAGCAUCUUUACGGACGACCGGACUUGCUGAAGCAGUUGGAGAAGUAUCUGGCAUCUCAAAUUGGAACUGUUUUCAAUCCCACUAUGCCAAGUUCUAGCUAG